AUGCAGAUUGAGGAGCUCUUUGAAGAAUCAGAACUGAGCAGCGAAACAGCUCGAUUUAUCAUCGAAGGCUCAGCGUAUUAUGAUAUUGAAGAUGAUUCGGGGAAAUGGCUCCGGAUUCUGUGCGAGUACGGCGAUUUGCUAAUUUUACCUGCUGGACGAUUACACAGGUUCACCACUACACCAAAGGUAACUGCGUUUCUUUUCCUGCUGGUGCCAAAGCCAGUCAUUCAGUGCAAAUGUUCACAUCAAAAGCCAAAAAUACGCUUUUUUUAG
Molecule: messenger RNA, 273 nt
Organism: Gongylonema pulchrum
Lineage: Eukaryota; Metazoa; Nematoda; Chromadorea; Rhabditida; Gongylonematidae
Source: the annotation of a GenBank genome assembly